GAAGAAAGAAGCAUUCGUUGAAAGAACACAUCCAUCCUACAAAUGAAGUGACUGCAAGAGGGACAGCAUAGAUUUUGUCUACUCCAUCAUACCCUUCUCAUUCUCAUUCCCGAAACCACAAUAACAAAAGUCUGCAAUAUUUUCUUGUACCACCAUGGCGAACAUGAACGCCUUGAUAACCAUUUUGCUUGCGGCGAUCAUAGGUAUCCUAACUGCACCCAGAUCUUCAACCACCUGUGUUUCUGCGAUGCCAGAGGUUCAACAUACAUACUUUCGCACAAAUAUUCGAAAUGCUGCCAAAGUAAGAGUGAACGAGAUCGACAUUGGCAAUGGCAAUGGCAAUGGCAAUGGCAAUGGCAAUGGCAAUGACAAUUACAACAACAACGGCUUUUCUACCCCCGACGCCGACCUUCGUGAGCAACAGCAAGAAAACGGAGAUGCCACUGAAGUUUUUUUAAAGAUGCUAGGUGGCAGCAUGCCAUCUCUUUCGCCUUCCCAACCACCCUCUGAAGCGCCUACUUUGAGCACAACAAAGCCAUCGCUGUUCCCAAGCUUUUCUCCAAGCAACGCACCCUCUCUAAACACAGAUUUUCCGAGUGCAUCGCCCUCUGAGAGUAUCGAAGGUCGGGAUGAUCCCUUGAGUUUUGUCCCUACCGAAAGCAAUGCUCCCUCGACUGUCCCUUCGACUGUUCCUUCGACGUCGCCUUCGACGUCGCCUUCAAUUGGCCCUUCAAGUAUCACUUCGAUGAUCCCAUCGAUCAGCGUCGAACCUUCCAGCAAGCCGUCAGAAAUUCCUACUUCCUCCACGGACAGGCCUUCUGCUUCUCCCUCGGUGAGCAUCCAACCCUCUGGCAUGCCAUCUCAGGCUCCUUCGCUUUCCCCGAGUCCUUCUUUAUCGCCAACAAAAGAKCCGUCUACGUCUCCAUCGGGUUCUCCAACCAAGUUGCAUUCCUUCGCGCCUUCGAAUCUUCCAAGUUUCUCGCCCUCGCUUGGACCUUCGAAUCUUCCAACCGACUCGCCCUCGUUUUUYCCUUCGAAGCUUCCAACCGAUUUUCCCUCAUUUGCCUCUUCGGAUUCUCCUACAGAAGAACCGUCAGUGCUCCCUACCCCGGCCCCCAGUCUGUYGCCGACUGAUGCAUGCGGAUUAACCCCCAACGACCGAAGAGAUGGGAUCCGGGCCGCUCUCGUGGGAGCAACCAACGCGACAUUGGUAGACGACCCUUUUACUCCGCAAGGAAAAGCUAUGUUUUGGAUCAUCGCUGGAGACGAUCUCAAACUCUGCCCCGACGACCCAAAGAUUGUCCAGCGUUGGACUCUGGCUGUGAUGUAUUAUUCUACCAAUGGGGAUUCCUGGGACCAAUGUUUUGAUGGGGAUGAUUCAUGCGCGACAGAAAUGGACGAUGUUGGCAACUCUUUGGUGAACUUGUUGAGCCCUGUCGACGAGUGUGAGUGGUUCGGAAUUAGAUGCAUCACGCUUGAUGAUGGAAGGCGCUGCGUCGAGCGCAUAGUCUACGAGGAUAAUAAUUUAUCUGGGACUAUUCCGACCGAAUUGGGACUACUCGAAGAGCUCAAGGUUCUAGGAAUGGAACAAGGGACUACAGGCGGGAGAAUUCCAUCUGAGCUCGGUCGCCUGGACAACAUGAUAUUUAUCGAUCUCGACUUCAACGAACUAACUGGAGAGAUCCCUUCUGAGAUUUACCAGUUGACUGACCUUCAAACCCUAGACUUAAAUGUCAACUUCCUGAAUGGUACCUUGGACACCAGAAUUGGCAAUCUAAAGAGCCUUUACUUUUUUCAGCUACAGAACAAUUUGUUCUCAGGAACGAUUCCUACCGAAGCUGGAGGAUUGGUUGACUUGGAGACCUUCAACGUCCACAGGAACGACUUUUCGGGAGUCAUUCCUUCCGGUAUAUGCGACAUGCGUGAGGCAGACCCAGUAAAAUUUAAGUCCCUUAUAGCCGACUGCCAAUGCAAAGGAAGGUGGGGGAAAAAGAAUCCUGAAAAGGUGGAAUGUCCCUGUUGUUCUGGCUGUGGGUGCAAGAAUGAAAAGGAGGGUUGAUUGGUUGCGCUUGCAUUUUUAUCUUGUCACGCCUCGUGUGGUGUGUCCGCCAAUAGCUUUCCCAAGUCGAGAGUUUCGAUAUAUUUGUGCUCCUAGAAGUGAAGCAAACGACGAGAAGUUCAAUAUGAAUGAAUGAAUUCCCAUUAUGUAUUCAGGAACGAAGACAUGAAAGAUCUGUUAUACMAGCAUCAGUUGAACUCCAAACAGGAGGAGGCACACGCAUGAGGUGUACGUGGAGUAGUUAAUKAGAGCCAACAGUGUUUAUUCAGAAAACAGAUAGGGUUUCACUACCUCAAAUCAAGAGAAUAUAAAUCCAUGUAGCGACA
Messenger RNA from Pseudo-nitzschia multistriata, 2385 nucleotides. The record is from the annotation of a GenBank genome assembly. Lineage: Eukaryota; Bacillariophyta; Bacillariophyceae; Bacillariales; Bacillariaceae.